Molecule: messenger RNA, 1358 nt
Organism: Mangifera indica (mango)
Lineage: Eukaryota; Viridiplantae; Streptophyta; Magnoliopsida; Sapindales; Anacardiaceae
Product: very-long-chain enoyl-CoA reductase
Exons: 4
Coding region: 182-1114 (310 amino acids)
Biological process (GO): very long-chain fatty acid biosynthetic process
Molecular function (GO): oxidoreductase activity, acting on the CH-CH group of donors
Source: RefSeq, a predicted model, not a curated record
GCGCCUUUAAUUCGUCUUCCAAGCGCUACUCUACUUCCAUAACUACUUCAUUAUUAUUUGUUGUCCUCCCACAUGUUUUGAUCCAGUUAGAUUAGAUCUCUUGCACAAAAUCCUCUCCUCUAACUAGGGUUUGUUGCUUGAAAUAUUUUCUCAUUUGGGUCUCUCUCAUUUCUUCCCGAAAAUGAAGGUCUCCAUAGUUUCACGCAGUGGCAGAGAAGUUGUCAAAGGAGGCCUCGAAUUUAACGAUUCGGCUACCGUAGCUGAUUUGCAGGAGGCAAUUUAUAAGCGAACCAAAAAGUUUUACCCUUCCAGACAGCGACUGACUCUCCCUCUCCCACCGGGAUCAAAGGAGAGACCUACUGUCCUCAAUUCCAAGAAGAGUCUCAAGGACUACUGUGAUGGAAACUCUAGCAAUUUAACUGUAGUGUUCAAGGACCUGGGGGCACAAGUUUCUUACCGUACACUUUUCUUCUGGGAAUACCUGGGUCCUUUGAUCCUCUAUCCUGUUUUUUACUACUUCCCUGUGUACCAAUUCUUUGGCUACAAAGGGGAGCGUGUCAUCCACCCAGUUCAGACAUAUGCUUUAUAUUACUGGUGUUUCCACUACUUAAAGCGAAUCACGGAAACUUUCUUUGUGCACCGCUUCAGCCAUGCAACCUCACCACUUUCCAAUGUGUUCCGCAAUUGCGCAUACUAUUGGACCUUUGGUUGUUACAUUGCUUACUAUGUGAACCACCCACUUUACACCCCUGUUAGUGACCUUCAAAUGAAGAUCGGUUUUGGCUUUGGGUUGCUUUGUCAGGUCUCAAACUUUUAUUGCCAUAUCUUGUUGAAGAAUCUUCGCAGCCCUAAUGGCAGCGGAGGAUAUCAAAUCCCUCAUGGAUUUCUGUUCAAUAUUGUGACAUGUGCAAAUUACACAACUGAAAUUUAUCAGUGGUUGGGUUUCAAUAUUGCAACUCAGACUGUUGCAGGUUAUAUCUUUCUUGUGGUUGCUGCUGCUAUCAUGACUAAUUGGGCCCUUGCAAAGCAUCGUCGCCUGAAGAAGCUGUUUGAUGGGAAGGACGGAAGACCCAAAUAUCCACGCCGAUGGGUCAUAUUACCCCCAUUCCUGUAGAAGUAAACAAGCAUGUCUGUUGUUGGUUAACUAUUGGAUUCAACAACUAGGAUGCUCGUUAGAUACAAAUUAGAGAUUGUGUGUUCAUGUUGUUUCAAACAUCUGGAUCUAGUCCAUCAUUUAGACAUUGUAAUUCAUUUCAAGUUCAUGAUUUGUUUCUAAACCUAAUUUAACUGUGGAAUUGUUCUGAACCUUCUUGAUUCUCUUUGGUGUGCCAUUACUUUAUCGAUCUUUCUUUUUUAUA